Oncorhynchus keta (chum salmon) is the source of this 423-nucleotide messenger RNA. RefSeq names its product multiple PDZ domain protein-like. Gene Ontology annotation, molecular function: protein binding. NCBI's taxonomy places the organism in Eukaryota, Metazoa, Chordata, Actinopteri, Salmoniformes, Salmonidae. The record is from RefSeq and is a predicted model, not a curated record. The transcript is spliced from 4 exons. The coding region runs from base 1 to 423 and encodes 140 amino acids.
AUGUUGUGUGUCGUCCAGAGUGGUGAUUCCGUAGGUAGUGACAGCUCCACCCUGACCCCGUCCACUGUGUGUGAGGUCCAGAGCCACCACCAGGGGGAGCCAGAGAGACGCCAGAGAGGACAGGACCACUCAGUUGAAGACCACCAUGAGAUCAGGACAGUGGUGAUGCAUAAGGUACUGACUACGGGGUCGGUGGAUGAGGACUGUGGAGGAGGACAGGGUCAGAGGGAUGUAGGGCUCCCCUCCACAGGAUCAGCUACCCUACACAACAACAUGAGUCCCCAGUUUUAUAGAACCAUCAGUCUGGACAGAGGAGCUCUGGGUCUCGGCUUCAGUAUAGUAGGAGGGUUCAGCAGUCCCCACGGAGACCUGCCCAUCUACGUCAAAACUGUCUUCGGAAAGGUAACUGUCUAUUUCAUUUAG